Messenger RNA from Fonticula alba, 3624 nucleotides. Its product is annotated as serine/threonine protein kinase. Gene Ontology annotation, molecular function: protein kinase activity; ATP binding. NCBI's taxonomy places the organism in Eukaryota, Rotosphaerida, Fonticulaceae. The record is from RefSeq and is a predicted model, not a curated record. Gene Ontology annotation, biological process: protein phosphorylation. The coding region runs from base 1 to 3624 and encodes 1207 amino acids. The transcript has 10 exons.
AUGACACGCACGGCCCGGCUGCCACUGCCGCUCCGGCCCGCCGGAGUGCUGCUCGCCGGCCUGCUCAGCCUCGCGUUGCUGCUGCGAGUGGUCCACUCGCUGCCGACCCGCCGCCAGGCGCUGCCCGUGCUCGACUCGGCGGCGGCGGCGGCACUCGAGGCCGCCGGCGGCGACCAGCGCAUGGUCGCCGCCCUGCGCUACGGCCUGCCCUUCCGGUGGGAUGCCCAGGCCCAGGCCCACACCCAGUCGCCGGCCUGCCCGGAAUCCUGCCUCGGCCCCUGCGACGAGUAUGGCUGCCUGGCCUGCCCGGAGGGCGCGGCCUUUGCCUUCGGCGACCGGGUCUUCUGCACCGCCGCCCGGAAGCUCUGCCCCAUCGCCCAGGCCCUUCCGGAUGCCAGCCACCAAGCGGACAUCCUCUGUGCCCCCGGCUGCCAGAUAUACGACCCCAGCCGGCGGGAUUGCCUUGAAUGCCUCCAGCCCUACUCGCUGAUGGUCGAUCGCAGUUGCGAGGCCUUCUGCCCGAUCAACUGCCAAAUGUGCACCCAAUCCGGCUGCUCCUCCUGCGAGGAGGGCUUCUACCUGGAUUACAACGCCUGCUACUCGUGCCCAGAGGAGUGCACCCACUGCAGCUCCCCCUCCCUCUGUAGCAGCUGCUCCCAGGGCCAUUUCCAUCACAGCGGCCAGUGCGGCUGCCUGUCCAGCUGCCCGCCGAACUUCCACGACGCCGGCGGCGCCUGCUCCCCCUGCUCGGCCAACUGCACCACCUGCACGUCGGUGGCCAAUUGCACCGCCUGCUCGACCGGGCACCACCUCCUCGAUGGGGCCUGCGUGGACCAGUGCCCAAGUGGCACCUUCGAUGCCGACACCGCCCCGGCCCAGUGCCUCGCCUGCCAUCCCCUUUGCCAGGAGUGCGCCGGGCCCGGCUCCAGUGACUGCACCGCGUGCGACCCGCCGCUGGUCAUUCGCCAGCCCAUCCCCCCGGUGGAGCCGCCCCUGGCCGUGGGCCAAUGCGUGCCGGACUGCCUCAAUGACCCGUCCCAGUGCGCCGAAUGCGAGGAUGACUGUGUCCUCUGUCGCAAGGUCCCCGACGAGGAGGGCAGCUUCUGCCUGGAAUGCCGCGACCCGCUGGUGUCGCUGGAUGGCCGCUGUGUGGCGGCCUGCCCGCCGGGCCACGGCCUGCCCCCCGGGUCCGGCUAUUGCACCCGGUGCUCCAGCUCCUGUGGGGAUUCCUGCUUCGGCCCGGCCAGCAACCAAUGCCAGUCCUGCCCGCCGGGCCGGUUCCUCCAGGCCGGCGAGUGCCGCGAUGCCUGCUCCGCCGUCGGGUGGUUCCAGUCCUCGAGCACCGGCUGCAGCCGGUGCCAUGCCAGCUGCUCCCAAUGCACCGGGCCGGGCCCGGACCAGUGCGUGUCCUGCCCGCGCGGCAGCUACCGGCUCCCGGCCCCGGAGGGGGGCUUCGCCUGCAUGGCCACCUGCCCGGCCGGGCACUUUGCCGACAUCCCCCAGGCCGCCUGCCGGCCGUGUGCCGCCGAUUGCGCCACAUGCGACCACCCGCACGUGUGUCUCACCUGCCGGACGCCCGAGUGGCUGCUCCUGCCGCAGGGCGGCUGCGCGGCCGCCUGCCCGGCCGGCAUGGCCCCCACCAGUGACGAGCCGCCGGCGUGUGUCGCCUGCGAGGCCGGCUGCGCCGAGUGCGAGGCCGCCCCCGGCCAGCCCGGGCCCCGGUGCCUGCGCUGCGACCCGGGGCUGGUGCUCCUCCAGACCGGCGUCUGUGCCGGGACCUGCCCGGCCCGGCAGUUCGACGACGCCGGCGCCUGCGCCCCCUGCCAGCCGGAGUGUGCCGGCUGCCGCCAUGCCGCCGGCCAUUGCACCGCCUGCUCGGCCCCCGGGGCCCGGCUUCGCCCGGAUGCCGGCCAGUGCGUCGACACCUGCCCCCCGGGCGAGGCGCCCCCGGCCAAUGACGCCACCCUCUGCCGGGCCUGCCAUGCCCACUGCGCCGGCUGCCUGACCGCCGACGAUGCGCACGCCUGCGACGCAUGCCCCCCCGGCCGGUACCUUGCCCAGGGCGCCUGCCUGGAAGCCUGCCCCGAUGGGACCUACCCCGAGGAGGGCCUUUGCCUGGCCUGCGACUCGAGCUGCGCUCGCUGCUCCGGCCCCGGGCCCGGCAGCUGCCUGGCCUGCAGGCUCCCCGACCGGGUCCUGCUGACCGGGCGCUGUGUGGCCCGGUGCCCGGAUGCCGGCUACUGGCUGGACACGGCCCAGGCCAAGUGCCGACCCUGCGUCAGCGGCUGCAUGACCUGCAACCGGGCCGCCUGCACCGUCUGCCAGGCCGGCCUGGCCCUGGUCACCGGCCCGCAGCCGGCCUGCGUGGCCGUCUGUCCGGGCGGCUUCUUCGAAGAUGUCACCUCUCCGGCGCCCGACGCCCGGGUCUGUCUCCCCUGUGCCGAGGGCUGCCACACAUGCACCGGCCCGGCCGGCAGCCACUGCCAGGCCACCUGGUGCCAGUUCGAGGGGACAUGCUCGCGUUCGGCCCGGUCCGUGGCCAUCGGCGUCGGCGUCGGCGUGACGGUGCUGCUGCUGCUGCUGCUGGCCGCCGCGCUGGUGCUCUUCAGCAUGUGGCGCCAGCGCCAAGCUGCCGGCCUCGCCAAGACCGACAUCAAUGAUGAUGACGACCGGACCGUCAUGAACACCCUAGUCGACCUCGCGGUGCCGGGGUUCUUGCUCUUUUCCCUCAAUGAGGACGUCCGCCUGGCUGACGACCAGCAGGUCGGAGCCGGGGCACAGGCGCGCAUCCUCGACGCCACGGCCGUCACGCCGGCCCUCGCGGACAGGGCUCGGGGCGCGCCCCUUGUCUUGAAGAUGCUCCACCCCGCCGGCACGCCGGGCGCCCUGCCGGCUGAGCAUGCCGAGAUCAUGUUCCGCAACGAGCUUUCCAUCAUCUGGGCCCUGCAGGCCUCGCCCAACAUCGUCCGGCUGAUUGGAUAUACCAGUGCCCCGUCGGCGCUGAUUCUCGGCCGCGAGCCGACCGACCUGAAUAGCUUGCUGGACCGCGGCGAGCCGGUGGCCUUGGAGGACGCUCGCGCACUGCUACGCGGCAUGUUCGCCGGGCUGGCUUUCAUCCAUGCCGAGGGCGUGGCCCAUCGCGACAUCAAGUCCCAGAACAUCCUGGUCGGGGUGUCCACCGAGACCGGGCGCAUGCGGCCCCUGUUCACGGAUUUCGGCGUGUCGGUCGCCGUGUCCCGCGGGUCGGCCCUCCUGGACUCGGUCCUGCCCGGCGCAUGCAGUGUGUUCUUCGCCGCGCCGGAGAUUCUUAGCAACCUCGGCCAGACGGUGGUCAACCUGCAGGCCGUCAGCCACCUGGCGGCCGAUGUCUACUCCUUGGCCUCGGUGGCGUGGCACCUGCUGACGCACCAGCACCCAUGGAACGGCCUCGCCCACGCCGCCGUGGCGGCCGCGGUCUUGCACCACCAGCAGCGGCCGGAUUCCCAUGGCCCCCAGCCGGUUCUGGACCUCGACGACCCACUGAUCGCCUGGGCCCUGGACAUGCUGCCCUCGAUGUGGCAUUCGGACCCGGCGCAGCGCCCCCAGGCGGCCAGCCUGGCGGCCGCGUGCCAGGCCGCGCCCUGA